Messenger RNA from Hirsutella rhossiliensis, 10059 nucleotides. RefSeq names its product AMP-binding enzyme domain-containing protein. Bases 1 to 10059 code for a protein of 3352 amino acids. Gene Ontology annotation, cellular component: cytoplasm. NCBI's taxonomy places the organism in Eukaryota, Fungi, Ascomycota, Sordariomycetes, Hypocreales, Ophiocordycipitaceae. The transcript is spliced from 2 exons. Gene Ontology annotation, biological process: secondary metabolite biosynthetic process; amino acid activation for nonribosomal peptide biosynthetic process. Gene Ontology annotation, molecular function: catalytic activity; phosphopantetheine binding. The record is from RefSeq and is a predicted model, not a curated record.
AUGGAGAAUUUCGGGCGGAUGGUCCCUCAACGUCUUUCAAAUAUAAAUGAGGAGCUGAAGCGCGCGUGCCAGUAUCAGACGUUUCUGGCAGUAGGUUCCGAGGCCCCUGAAGACCCGGACGCUUCUGGCUAUGGGCUUUCCACGGACAGGGCCAAAGACGAAUGUGCACUGGUGGUCAGAUGCCAAACUCAAAAAGAGGGCCUGACAUUCUUGAUCGACUUUGACAGCGCCGUUUUGGACAGGACACAGGUUGUGCAUGUAGCUCACCAGCUUGAGCACAUUCUGCGCCAGAUGUCAACGUGCGGUGACCAAAGACAGCUACGUACUAUUGAUGUGGCAAGCCCUCUGGAUCUCCGUGACAUUUGGCUACGCAAUGCGGUUGCGCCAGAGCCGGUGCUGGCCUGUGUGCAUGACCUGAUUGCGGCAGCUGCCCGGAUACGACCUGAUGCACCCGCAGUUUGCGCCUGGGACGGCGAACUUACACAUCAGCAGCUCGAUGCGCUGUCGACCAGGCUUGCACAGCAAUUUGUGCAACUGGGCAUUGUACGGGGGGCCUCUAUAUGCUUGUGCUUCGAGAAGUCGGUCUGGACGCCCGUCGCGAUUCUUGGUGUCGCCAAGGCCGGCGCCGUUUCGGUCAACCUCGACAUAUCGCAACCAGAAGAUCGUUUGCGAGCCGUUGUUGGUCAGGUGGCCCCCAGAUUAAUACUAUCAUCUGGGGACCAGUCACCCCUGGCCAAUCGACUCGGGCCGUCCGAGGUGUUUACGGUUGGCAAGGAGCUGGAGAAUCUUGAUCCAUCCACCACCAAGCUUCCGCCGGUUAGUCCCGAGGACAAUCUCUACAUUGUCUUCACGUCUGGUAGUACAGGAACACCAAAGGGGGUUAUGGUAACCCGCGGCAACUUCUGCAGCGCCAUCAGGCAUCAAAAAGCUCUUGGCUUUAGGUCUACGUCUCGAGUAUAUGACUUUGCCUCGUAUGCUUUUGAUGUAUCCUGGUCCAACCUGCUGCACACGCUGGCAGCGGGUGGUUGUCUUUGCGUUCCUUCGGAUCAGGACCGGAAGCAAGACCUGGCAAAAUCAAUGCGUGCCCUAGGAGCAAACUACGUCGAUCUCACUCCGACUGUUGCCCAACUCCUGUCCAUUUCCGAGACACCGCAGCUGAAGACGUUGAAUCUGGGUGGCGAGGCGUUGGUACCGGGCACGUUCGACCAUUGGCCGGACGACAUAAGAAUCAUCAACGCGUAUGGUCCUGCCGAAUGUACAGUUGUCAGCACGUACACGGAGGUUGGUCGGGCCAAACAGGACCGCGGCAUUGGGACAGCGCUUGGCACAGUCGCCUGGGUGGUUGACCCCGACGGAAACAGACUGGCCGCUUUUGGGACCGUGGGCGAGCUUUGGAUUGAAGGACCGCUUGUCGCGCGAGGUUACCUUGAUGAUGUCGAGCGAACUGCCCAAGCCUUUGUUCGGGACCCGCCGUGGCUCCUUCGAGGGACGGCGGGCUACCCCGGACGCCACGGUCGACUCUACAGGACUGGAGACGUGGUGCGCUAUAAUCCGGAUGGUUCACUUUGUUACUUGGGACGGGCUGACACCCAAGUGAAAAUCAACGGCCAACGGGUCGAGCUGGGCGACAUUGAACACCACAUUCGACAAGCCUUGAGUGCAAUUUCCCCUGAUUUUAACGGCAUCGUCGUGGCAGAGGUGGUGCAUCCCCUAGGUAGCGACCAUCCGGUGCCGUUGGCCUUAUUUGGUCCAUGCAACCAAGCAUACGAAAGCGAGGCGGCUCGACACGAUGAUGUUGACAAUGCAAUGCUCAGGAGAAUCACCUCAGGCCUCAAUGAGCGACUGGACAAGGUCCUUCCACCCCACAUGAUUCCAAGUGCCUACGUCUCGGCAAGGGACGUAUCCAUGACAGCCGCGACCAAAGUCGAUCGGCGUCGGAUACGACAGACAUAUGCGUCAUUGGAGUUUGGGCAAAUCGCCGGACUGGGCCCCGCGUCAGACGAGCGACGACGGCCCCAGACAUGGCAGCAGCGGCAGCUACAGUCGCUGUGGGCACGUGUGCUCGGUAUUGGCACGGACCGCAUUGGGUUGGACGACAACUUCUUCCGCAUGGGGGGCGACUCGGUUGGGGCCAUGAAGCUUGUGGGCGCGGCAAGGGAGCAGGGCUUGUCGUUGACGGUUUUGGACAUCUUCGCCCACCCAGGCCUGCAAGAGCUGGCAGGUUUGCUUGUUGCCAAGGAGGGGGAUGACGCCCAGGUGAGCAUUUCUCCGUUUUCGCUGCUCGGCGCAGCCGUGGACAUAGACGGCGCCGUGCGGAAAGCGGCAUCGAUGUGUGGGACUGCGCCAGAGCAAGUCCAAGACAUGUUCCGUUGCACUCCUCUGCAAGAAGGCUUGCUGGCCAUGACGGCGCGACGUUCCGGAGACUAUGUUGCACGCUUUAUUUACAAGAUGCCUGCCGAUGUGGACCUUGGCUGUUUCGUGGAAGCCUGGACACGGAUCACGGACAACGCACCGAUACUGCGAACCCGCAUCGUUGACCUCCAAGACGCUGGACUUUUCCAGGUCGUCACAAAGGGUCAGUUGCCGUGGAGGUCUGGAGAUGGCGUGGGAGAGUUCUUGGAAAAAGACAAGCAACAGCCGAUGGGGCUCGGGACCGCUCUCACCAGACUCGCUCUGGUGACCAGCCCGUCCAGCGGUCAAGUGUACUUUGUGUGGACCAUUCAUCACGCACUAUACGACGGGUGGUCCAUGCCACUGAUGCUGAAGGCGGUAGAUGGAGCAUAUCGAGGGCAAUCACCCCCAGCAUGGACGCCCUUCCAACGGUUUGCGCAACACGUCGACGGCGUGGACGGACAAGCAGCGGCCGACUUCUGGCGUAGGCAGUUUGAGGGCUCAGAUGCGCCUCAGUUCCCCCCUUUGCCCUCUCGCGAUUAUCAUCCUGCCGCCGACAGCGGGCUACGCCACGAGAUCCGGGGGCUCGAGUGGGGGGGGAGUGAUUUCACAGCGUCAACAUUGAUCCGCACUGCAUUGGCAAUCGUUAUAGCACGACAUGGCGCCGUCGACGAAGCUGUAUUUGGAGCAACCGUGUCGGGACGACAGGCGGCCGUACGGGGCAUUGACCUCGUCAUGGGACCGACCUUUGCCACGGUCCCGGUCCGCGUGCCGAUAGACUGGGCGGCCAGCGUUGAAGACGUCUUGCGUAAGUUACAGCAUCAAGCGAUGCAGAUGAUUCCGUUUGAGCAGUUGGGCCUGCAAACCAUUCGAGCCAUUAGCGACUACGCAGAGCGAAGCUGCAACUUCCAAACGCUCCUUGUGGUGCAGCCCGAGGAGGGGAAAGCCGCCGACAAGACCAGCCUGUUCUGCCAGCCUGCGCAAGACGCCAAGUCCGUGAUUGACGCCUUUGCUACAAAUUCCUUGGUCAUUGAGUGUCUCCUCAGGAACCGUGGCAUGCAUCUGCGUGUCUCGUUUGAUUCAGCCGUGGUGCAACAGGCCGAGGUGGAAAGACUAGCACAGCAGCUUGAGCACUUGCUGCGACAGCUUUGUUGUCCCGAGAGCAGGCGUGCGAGCAUCGGCGGCCUUGACAUGCUGAGCGACAACGACCUCGAGACGAUAUGGCAGUGGAAUGGUGUUCUGCCUGCUCCAGUUGACAGUUCGGUGCAGCAGCUCCUUGCCAAGACGUUCCGCCAGCAGCCCGGCAUGCCGGCCAUCUGUGCGUGGGAUGGAGAGCUCACAUACCGAGAGUUGGACGUGCUGUCGACUCGCCUGGCCCGUCACCUAGUCAAGGAACUACGAGUCGGCCCAGAAGUCGUCGUCCCGCUGCUGUUCGAGAAAUCAAAGUGGAUGCCUGUGUCCAUGCUGGCCACCAUCAAAGCCGGUGGUGUGUCCGUCGCCAUAGACCCUUCACAGCCAGAACACAUGUCGCAGCGCAUCGUGGACGAGGUGGAGCCCAGAGUCAUCUUGUCCUCGUCGUCUCAAGAGCUGCGGGCGAAGCGACUUGGUCAUGGAUGCAAGGUGGUCACUGUCCAUGAUGGUCUACGCGCCAUUGCCACAUGCAAUGACGACGACACCGACUUGCCAAACGUUGGUCCCGACAACAGGCUCUACAUUGUUUUCACGUCGGGUAGCACAGGCACGCCCAAGGGGGCCACCAUCACCCACGGCAAUUUCUGCAGCGCCAUGACACACCAGCAAUUGCCACUUGGAUACACGUCCGAGUGCCGCGUCUUUGACUUCGCCUCCUACGCCUUUGACGCUGCCUGGUCCAACCUCCUGUACACUCUGUUCGCCGGGGGCUGCGUGUGCAUCCCAUCAGAACUGGAGCGAAAGCGUGAUCUCGCUGGUUCCAUCAGGAGAUUAAAGGCAACGUAUCUCGAUCUCACGCCAUCCGUCGCCGAGCUGCUCGCGGGCUCCCAUGUCCCGCUCGUCAACCACGUCGUCUUGGGAGGCGAAGGACUGACCGAGGCUGCAUAUUCCCACUGGCCAGACCAUGUUCGGCUCACCAAUACCUAUGGCCCAGCCGAGUGUACAAUCAACAGCACAUCGACCCCGAUCAGUCCACACGAGAAGCACCGGCGUGGAAUCGGCACUGGCAUCGGCACCGUGACCCGGGUCGUUGCCAACAACGGCCAGCUGGCUCCUAUCGGCGCCAUCGGGGAACUCUGGCUUGAGGGGCCCAUCGUGGGGCCUGGUUACUUCAACAUGCCGACCCAAACAUGUGCAUCGUUUGUCGAGAGCCCGGCAUGGCUGCUCGAGGGUCGCCGUGACGGCCUCUCAGGACGGUGCGGCCGCUUGCACAAGACGGGCGACUUGGUUAGGUACAACGCUGACGGUUCGCUUGCAUUCAUCGGCCGCAAAGAUACGCAGGUCAAGAUCCGUGGUCAACGCGUCGAACUCACCGCGAUUGAGGACUAUGUGCGCCAACUGCUCCAUGGCGAGGAUUCAGACCAACAAGACGCUUUUCAAGGCACCUUGGUGGCCGAAGUGGUGACGCUUCGAGACAGGAAGCAGCCCAUGCUCGUACUUUUCAUCCACCCAGGGGACGCUCAUGUCGGAACCGAGCAACAGAACAUAGAGGCGGUCCGGCGGGUUGCGGCUCCUCUGGCAAAGCGACUGGCUGGCUCGGCGCCUCUGUACAUGCUUCCCAGCGCCUUCUUGCCUCUACAAAGCGUACCGAAACUCAGUUCGGAAAAGGUCGACCGACGCCAACUGCGUGCCACCAUCUCCUCGGUCACAUGGGACGAGGUGGCGGCCCGGAAUGUGCUGGCCACGUCGAGGGGUACGCGGCGAGCUCCUGAAAGCCGGCAACAACGACGGAUGCAGACCCUGUGGGCUCAAGUUCUGGACCUCGACGCCAAGUCCAUCGGCCUGGAUGACAAUUUCCUACACCUUGGAGGCGACUCGAUCAAGGCCAUGCGGCUAGCUGCCGCUGCGAGGGAAGAGGGCAUCCUACUCCACGUGGCCGAUAUUCUACGUCAUCCGAACCUCGAUGGACUGACCGACUGCGCUAAAUUUGACCACGAUGAAUGCGAACAAGACAUCGCUCCAUUCUCUCUCCUCGGCGCCAAUGUUGACGAAGCCGCCAUUCGAGCACAUGUGGCGUCGAUGUGCAGAAAUGCCCAGAUUUAUGACAUGUUUCCCUGCACGCCGCUUCAGGCCGGUCUCUUUGCCUUGAGCAUGCAGCAGAAGGGCAGCUACAUAGCUCGUUUUGUAUACGAACUCCGGCCUGACGUCCACGUGUCACGUUUCACCGAAGCGUGGGACCACGCAGUCAACAUGUCGCCCAUCCUGCGAACAAGGUUCGUCCAGCUUCCGGGACGUGAAAUCUGUCAAGUGGUGAUAGCCAAGCAAGACCAAGACCAUUGGCUAUCUGGAGACGAUGUCGACGCCUACAUUGAGGAAGACCGGCGUCGAACCAUGGGUCUGGGUGAGCCGCUUUCACGGACAGGUCUAGUCCGGGGCGGCAAAUCAGGAAAAGUCUUCUUCAUCUGGUCUGUACACCAUGCUUUGUACGACGGAUGGUCGUUGACGUUGCUCCUCGACAUGGUUCAGAGCCAUUACGAGCGAGUCUCGAGCCCUACACCGGUUCCGUUCCAGGCCUUCGUCAAGCAUCUAGCCUCGAUUGACGACGGGCUGGCUGAUGCAUACUGGGAAAGAGAAUACGAGGAAUUAGAGACCCAAAUAUUCCCGGUCCUGCCGUCCUCGGCAUACAUCCCGCGCGCCAACCAAAGUCUCAGACAUCAGGUACAGCCUCUUAGAUGGAGCCAAACCAACUUCACAGCAUCGGCCGCGAUCCACCUAGCAUGGGGCAUUCUUGCUGCAAAGCGCAGUGCCACGAGCGAUGCAGUGUUUGGAGCGCUGGUCUCGGGACGACAAGCCCCUGUUGCUGGAAUCGAACGUGUCCUGGCGCCCACAAUCGCAACAGUGCCGGUUCGCAUUGCCGUCGGCUGGGACCAGACGGUGGGGGCAAUGAUGAGAAGGGUCCAAAAUCAAGCAGCCGACAUGGUGCCCUUUGAACAAACAGGUCUUCAGCGGAUCCGACGGGUCAGCCAAGGCGCGAGCCUCGCCUGUCGAUUCCAGACAUUGCUGGUCGUUCACCCGGUAAAGUUAGAGUCGGAGAAGUCGCGUCUUUUUGCGCCUAGACAAGAUGAGGUCGACGAAGAGGCAGAAGCCAUGGUCAACUUCAGCACAUAUGCACUCACGGUCCAGUGCCAGCUCCAAGAGCGAGGCAUGCAGAUUCUAGCUAGCUUCGACUCGUCAGUUGUACAAGAGUCGGUCGUCAGUCGUUUGCUCCAGCAGUUUGAGCACGUCCUACGACAGGUGCUGGACACGAGCAUGCAGGCGACCCGGGUGCGAGACUUGAGCAUUGCAAGCGCCGAGGACCUGAGCGACCUCUGGCGGUGGAACGCAUCAUUGCCAGCACCGGCCAAUGGAUGCAUCCACGACUUGAUUGCGGACAUGACGCGCCGACAGCCCCGGGCGGCUGCCAUUGAAGCAUGGGAUGGAGCUUUGACAUAUCAACAACUCGACGACUUAUCGGAUCAACUGGCGCACAAUAUCCGGGAGCUUGGAGUCGGGCCUGAGGUCACGGUUCCGCUGUGUUUUGAGAAGACGAUGUGGAUGCCAGUCGCCAUGCUCGGCGUGUUGAAGGCAGGUGGCGUUUUCGUUCCGGUUGAUGUCGGUCAAGCCCAAGACCGCGCGCGAAUGGUCCUUGCAGCCAUACGACCAGUCGUCAUUGUAACAUCAAGACGAUACCAGGCCUUUGCUCAACAGGAGGGCUUCCCUACGGUUCAGCCGCAAAAUUUGGUGACUCGUGGCGCACAACGUCCGAAACGCUCUUCCGCCGACGUCGGCCUCACUCCCCACUCAGGGGCAUACAUCAUCUUCACGUCCGGCAGCACCGGCACGCCUAAAGGUGUCGUCAUGGAACAUGGAGCUGCAAGCACAAGUCUCGUCGCCCACGGGGCCAAGCUGGGCCUCAACCAGACGACGAGAUUCCUGCAAUUCGCGUCGUAUACGUUUGACGCUUGCAUAAUGGAGAUCCUGACCAAUCUCGUCUACGGAGGAUGCAUAUGCAUUCCGUCCGACGAGUCCAGACUCGAACGGCUGGCUGAGAGCAUGAAUGAAAUGAGAGUCAGCACAAUGUUCGCCACUCCGUCGGUGGCUCGCCUUAUCCGGCCGGACGAGGUUCCAACCCUCCGAACCCUAGCAAUGGGAGGCGAGAAGGUAUCGACGACGGAUACUGCAAGAUGGGCCCAUCUUCCACGGCUCCUGAAUGUCUAUGGGCCCACGGAAUGGUGCGCGGCGUGGGUGGUAGACCCUGCCAAUCCCGACAGCCUCGUUCCCAUCGGAGCAGUCGGCGAGCUGCUGAUCCAAGGUAAUCUCCUAGCCAGAGGAUAUCUCGACGACGAAGCUCGAACACGGGCAGCGUUUAUGGAGAGCCCGCCCUGGCUAACACAACAUGGCCGCUGCGGCCGUCUUUACAAAACCGGAGACCUCGUGCGCUAUAACCCCGAUGGCACCCUCGUAUCCGUCGGCCGCAAGGACAGUCAGGUCAAGAUCAACGGCCAGCGGGUGGAGCUGGGCGAGGUCGAGCAUCACGUACGACAACUCUUGACCAGCCCCUAUCCAACCUACCGAGGCGGCGUCGAGCUGGCAGCCGAGAUCAUCAAGCCUCGAGAUAGUAGCCAGCAAAUGCUGGUCGUCUUCAUCUGCCCAGACAAGGCUUCGUUCCCAUCGGCAGACGAAUGCGCCGCCCAAGUGCGACAAAUGGUGGCUGGCCUGGACGAGAGGCUAACUGGAGUGUUGCCGGCUCACAUGAUCCCAGGUGCCUACGUAGCCCUAGAAGGUGUGCCCAUAACGGCAACGGGAAAGAUGGAUCGUCGCCUCUUGCGGGCCAAGGGAAGCUCCUUGACCACGUCCGACUUGGCUGCCAUGAGCACGCAGAGCACCCUGCCGAAACGACUGCCGGCGACCCAAAUGCAGCGCAUGUUGGCCCAGAUAUGGGCUCGAGUCUUGAACAUCACCACCGAGAUUGGUCUAGACGACAACUUCUUCAGCUUGGGGGGCGACUCCAUUUCCGCCAUGCAAGUUUCGGCAGCAGCACGCUCACAGGGCUUGCACAUCCCCACCAGAGACCUCAAGCUGAGGAGAACCAUUGCGAAGCUCGCCGACUCCUUGCAGGUGCAGCCAAGGGAAAACCGCCAGCUGAUUGCCGGGAUGACCGCUGAGUCUGGCGGUCGAUUCCGUCUGUCGCCGAUCCAACAAUACCAUUUCGAGACGAGGCCUGAGGGCCCUGACUGGGCGGAUCUGCCCUUUUACCUUGGCAUUACGAGACGUGUCCCAACCCAGCUAGUCAUUGAUGCUCUCCACCGACUAGUUGGGAGACAUGCAAUGCUGCGAGCUCGUUUCUGUCCCGAUGAGACCGGGGCUUGGGUGCAGUACGUCUGCGAAAGCACCCAAGACUCGCUUCUGUUUAGGCACUUGGACACGACGAGCCUGUCGCAGAGGGCCGCGACCAUUGCAGAGUGUCGCGCCAGCAUCGACAUCGAGAAUGGACCUUCGUUAGUGGCUGCCCUUUUCGAGGACGAUGGCCAGCAAACACUGUUCCUCACAGCUCAUCAUCUCGUCAUUGACUUCGUGUCCUGGCGUUUGAUUUUUCAGGACUUGGAAGAGCUUCUGACGGGAGGGGGUUUCGCUUCUUCUCCUGUCACGUCGUUCCAGGAGUGGUGCCGCCUGCAGCGAGAUUACGCAACCGAGAACCUGGUGCCCGAGGCGGCCCUGAACCAUGUGCCAUACCAGCCUCCCCCGAACUACUGGGGAACAGACGACGCAGUGCCAGGCAACGAGGUAUACACCCGGAAGCACUUCCUUCUCGACAUGCCCACCAGCUCGGCCAUCCUCGGGCCUUGCAGCGCAAGGCUUCAUGUUCGUCCGCAUGAGCUCAUGAUGGGAGCCUUAAGCUACUCUUUCAGCCGUGUAUUCCAAGACCGCUCAGUCCCGCCGAUUUUCACCGAAGGCCACGGCCGUGAAGCCUGGGAUGAGACUAUUGACCUGUCGCAGACGGUGGGUUGGUUCACGACAGUCUUUCCGGUGCACAUAGAUGCUUCCGAUGAUGAUGGUGUACUCGAUUUCGUCUUCAAGACCAGGGAAAGCCUUCUCAAUACGCCACGUCAGGGCUGGUCCUACUUCGCGUCUAAGUAUCUCAACGGAAGGGGCCGCGAGGCCUUUUCCAAGGAUCGAAUGGAGAUCAAUUUCAACUUUUUAGGUCAAUUCCAGCAGCUUGAGCGAGAGUCGUCGCUGCUACAAGCCGUGAAGCUUCCAGAAAAUUGCCGGCCUCCCGGAAUGGCUCCGAUCGACACGGUCGGCGUCCUCGAUGUCGUCAUCUUCAUAGAGAGGGGCAAAGUGUGUGCCGACCUAAAGUACAACUCGCGGGUCCGACAUCAAGACAAGAUUGAGACAUGGAUUCAGACUUUUGAGAGGACUUUGGUAGAUAUAGUGAGGCCUGCCUUAUGCGCGCGAUUUAUCCCCCCUGUUAAGGAGAGUGGGCAUAAGAGGCCAUAG